Molecule: messenger RNA, 683 nt
Organism: Rubroshorea leprosula
Lineage: Eukaryota; Viridiplantae; Streptophyta; Magnoliopsida; Malvales; Dipterocarpaceae
Source: the annotation of a GenBank genome assembly
AAGAACGAGAAUGAUAAGUCAGGUUAGAACGCCACAAGAAUAAUCUUGAUAAAUUCUGUAAAUUUCUGAAACGAACCAAAGAGAAAAGUCUCUCAAAAUCUCAAAUUCAAUAGCCUCCUCCCCAUUAGGGUUACAAGCCUUUUAAAUAGAGAAAACAAAUCCUAAUCAGAAUAGGAAAUUAACACCCUAAGUCCUAAACCUAAUAACCAUGAAUUGGGCUUCAAAUAAGCAAAUCUUCGAUUUGCUUGUUGUAUGUUGUUUUCCACCCAGAUCUACUCAAUAAGGCCAUUUAAAGGUUCACUCAUCUUCUUAGCUCUAGCUCGCGUGACUGGAUCUCCUUGGAUCUCCCUCAUCAUCGUCUUCAUCCUCCUCCUCGUAGUCACCAUCUUCGUCUUCCUUGGCAUCAACCUUAGGUUCUUGGUCACCAGUUUUAGAUUUGGGAAUGGAAGUUCCCAAAUUGUUGCUCUUGCUCGUCUGAAUUUCUUCAUUGUCCUCAAUUUCGACUUGGCGCACAAUUUUGGGGGCUUUUAGUGGGGAAUUGUCAUGGUCUUGGCCUUGCGUUUGGUGGGCAAUGUAGCUUCUUCAGAGCUCUUGGUUUUUGCCAUUGAUUCUGAUGGGAAAUUUUGUUUGGGGAAGGAAUCCGUUGGGAUUAUGACUUUAGAAAAGAAAAUUUUGAGGUUUUU